GACCCACCCAGCACCACUUCCUCCUUCUUAUUUGUACACCCAUAAUCUCCUGCCUAGCUUUCCUCCAUAAUUCUAUGUUCCAGGUGGUUGACAAAUCAUAAUAUUUAAGCAGACCUAAAACAUAAGCUGACAUAAUGCCAAAAAAAAAAGGAGUUGUACAUGGGCAAAUGUCUUGGAGAUUUGCACAAGUUAAGUGACGUGAAAACACUUUCAACAAAUAAUGUGGCUAUCAUUAUUAAAUCAAACAAGAAAGUUUUUGAAGAUGCAGAGGCAUAUGACUUACAGGGAGAUGAAGAGAGAGCAUUUAUUUUUUACAUAAAAUACUUUAAUAUGCUUCGUCUCAUAAAAUCCAAACCUGAGUAUAAAAAACAAAAAGAUUAUUUUGAUAAACUGAUAGGGAGUUCUAAUCAAGUAAAAGCUAUUGAACGAGCAGAGAAACUUGCUGAAAGUUUAAAAGAAAGAUAUGAUCUAAACGAAGCAGAAGCUAUUGCCAAUACAUUGUCUGUACUAGAAGCAGAUGAAGAAAUUGCUGUGAGAGAGAAUGUUAAAGAUGGUGUUGAGGAGUCAAAUAAAAAACUGGAGGAAACACAAUCAGAUGUUACAUCAAGUUCAAUCAGCAGUUUAAAUCUUUGUAAUUUACUUCGAGACAAUACAACUAAAGUAGUUAUCAUGGAUGUUCGCUCAGCUGAAGAUUUUAAUGCAUCACAUAUAAGUCAUUCUGACUGCAUUAGUGUCCCUGCAGAAAUUAUAUCACCUGGCUCAACUGUGAAACACAUAAGUGCUAAUCUUCCCAGCAAAUCAACAGCUACCUGGUGUCGAAGAAUGAAUGCAGAUCAUAUAAUUUUAUUAGACUGGAAUUCUACCUUAGAAAAUGUUUCAUUUGGCCACCCAUUAAAAACUCUGAAGGAUGCACUCUAUAAGUUUAACACCAGCUGCAUCAUCAAAUCAGAGCCACUUGUGCUGGAUGGAGGCUAUGAAUCCUGGCUUUUAUUUUAUCCCACACUAACUACAAAUCCCCAUGUGAUUAGGCCUAGUGACUCUAUCCCUGCUAAAGCUCCUUCACCUACUGUAACCUUGGGCUUUGAUUACCAAGCCCAGCUGCCAUUACAACCAGCCCAGCUGCUAUUACAACCAGCCCAACUGCCUUUAUCUGCUUUAGGAAGUAGCAAUUCAGCAGGUUCAAAGUUAAAACCAUUUCCACAAUUUGAUCGUAAACUUAAGCCAUCAAAGACAGACGAUGUGGAUUUGUCUUUUGACAGUAAUAUAAGCCCAUAUAUAAAGAAUUCAUUUGGUGACAAUGUUUCUCAACUUGAGUACAAUUUAGAAUCUGUUCACAUGAAAUCAUUUAAAAAUAAAAACUUGAACAAUGAUAUACUGGCCCAUGGACCUAAAAUCAACAACUUAACAAUAAAAAACAACUUGGUCUCCGAUAUUAAUAGAGGAGAGAGAGAGAAGAAUGGGUGGAAAGAAUUUCAGCCAAAUAUUGUUGUGCUGCCCGGACAAGACAAAAUCAUGGACAUAGAGAAAAGUUUGAAAGAUCUUCAGCUUCUGAAAACGAAGGAAGAACAAGAUGCAGCUGCUCUGCUGUGGUUAAAGAAAAAGUUAAAGGAGAAUCUUGACGAGGAAGCAAAACAACAGGAAGACCAGAGAAAAUUCCUUACUUUGGAAGAAGAAAAAAGGCUUCUAGGUUUAGAAGAGGCAAAACGUGACGAAGCAGAAACGAAGCGUAGGAUGGAAGAAGUGGAGAAACUACGGCAAGACAGAACAAAAGACACACAUUUGAAAGAUAUGGAAAGAAACCUUAAAGAAGUCAUUUUAAUUAUAACAUUAGAAAGUUAUUUUAUUGUACAGGAAGAAGAAAAAAGAAAGCUGAUGGAGGCUGAGCUACUGCAACUAAAAAACAAGUCAAAAGACAGUGAGAACAACCUGGGCAGGUUGGAGGUGAAUGUUGUAGAUAAAGGGGAUGAUGGCAGGCCUGGUGUUGAUAAUCAAAAUAUUAGAGAGGAAUUUGAAGAAAGGGUGAUUAAGGAAAGAAGACAAAAUGAAGAAGAGGAAAAAAGAAGAUUAGCAGAAGAGCAGAAAAGAGCAAAGAAGGACUUUGAAGAGAAGAAAAGAGCUAUACAAGAGUUGUCAGAAAGAGACAGGGCUAGGCGUGAAAUGAAAGAAAGAGCUAAACAUGAAUUGGCAGAAAGACAGAGAGCUAGACGUGAAUUGGAAGAGAAAGAAAGAGUUAAACAUGAAUUGGCAGAAAGGGAGAGAGCUAGACGUGAAACGGAAGAGAAAGAAAGAGUUAAACAUGAAUUGGCAGAAAGGGAGAGAGCUAGACGUGAAUUGGAAGAGAAAGAAAGAGCUAAACAUGAAUUGGCAGAAAGGGAGAGAGCUAGAAGUGAAUUGGAAGAGAAAGAAAGAGCUAAACAUGAAUUGGCAGAAAGGGAGAGAGCUAGACGUGAAUUGGAAGAGAAAGAAAGAGCUAAACAUGAAUUGGCAGAAAGGGAGAGAGCUAGACGUGAAUUGGAAGAGAGAGCUGCACAAAAGACUAAAAUAACUCCAGAAAGCUCUUUUAAUAAAGCCGCUGGACAGACAAGGGUGACAGUUGUACCAUCACAAAAUCUGCCUGAUGGCUGGGAAAAGCGCCUUGACCCGGCCACCAACAGAUACUUCUACAUUGACCACAAUAGUGGGAGUACACAUUGGACUGCUCCUGCUAUGCCACUUUCUAAACCCACAGAGACAUUCAAGAUGCCUCUUAAAGAUGAGCCAGCAGUUUUAAGUCACUCACAUUCUUCCCCAAACAUUAAAAAGCUACUAGAAGAUGAAGUGGCAAACAAUAAAAUAUUUCCUUCUGUGAACAGGGCCGUUAAGCUUUUACCUAAACAGAUUGUACGAAAACGCGAUUUAAAUCCAGUCUAUGGCAAUGUGGGUCCUGCACUCACCGGGCUUAGAAAUCUGGGCAACACUUGUUACAUGAAUUCAACUAUUCAAUGCCUCAACAACACAACGCCUCUUGUUGUCUACUUUCUUCAAGAUAACCAUCUGUUCACCAUUAAUAGAGAAAGCUCUCAAGGAAUGCAUGGAGAAGUGGUGGAUGAAUUUGCCUAUGUGAUGAAAGCUCUGUGGUCUCAGCAGUACCGAUCUAUAACACCACAAGAUUUGAAGAAUGUGGUUGGCCAGUACAAUCCAAUGUUUUCUGGCGACCAGCAACAGGAUUUACAGGAGUUUCUCAUUUGUUUGCUGGAUGGUUUACAUGAAGGUUUAAAUGAGGUGAAGAAAGCUCCACCUAUCCCAGAACAAGAUAAUGACAGGCUCACAGAUGAGUAUGCUGCACAGAUAGCCUGGCAACAUCAUAAACUGCUACACAAGUCUGUCAUUGUUGAACUGUUUCAGGGGCAACUGAAAUCCACACUAACUUGCGGAACUUGCAAAAAGAUGUCAGUCAAUUUCCAAACCUUCAUGUUUUUGUCCCUGCCUAUUCCAGCUUCUUCUAAAUGCUCUCUGAAGGACUGUAUUAAAGAAUUUCUAAACCCAGAACUGAUGACAGGGAGUAGCAAAUGGAAAUGUCCGCAGUGUAAAGUGGAGAGAGACUCCAAGAAAAAAAUUGACAUUUGGAAACUGCCUCCUAUUCUACUGAUUGGAUUAAACAGGUUUCAUGCCGAAGGGAUGUGGAUGCAGAAGAAAACCACUUUUGUUGAUUUCCCACUUGUGGAUUUAGACUUCUCCCCCUACAUUAUAGGCCCUCGUCCUCGCAACAAAUAUAAUUUAUAUGGAGUAUCAAAUCAUUAUGGUACAAUGGAAGGUGGUAAUUACACAGCAUUUUGCCGCAACUCUGCCAAUAAAAAAUGGUACAAAUUUGAUGACCAGGAUGUGUACGAAAUAGCAAGUUCUGAUGUGAAGGUUUGUUUUUUUACAAAUUUUGUGUACUUUAUUCUCCCGGAAUACUAAGACAAAACAAUUUUGUCAGGUGUUUAAAGAAUGUGAAACAAUAUUCAAAAA
This is a messenger RNA of Physella acuta, 3990 nucleotides long. RefSeq names its product ubiquitin carboxyl-terminal hydrolase 8. The record is from RefSeq and is a predicted model, not a curated record. Gene Ontology annotation, molecular function: protein binding; cysteine-type deubiquitinase activity. Gene Ontology annotation, biological process: protein deubiquitination. Lineage: Eukaryota; Metazoa; Mollusca; Gastropoda; Physidae.